AUGAACAGCGCUGGGCGCCACCAAUGCCUCACUGACAGCUCUGACCCAUUCCCCUUCCCAGGCGCUCUCCCUGCCCCCGCCCUCUAUCUGAACCAGACGUCUGCCCGGCCAGGGGACUCCGUGCGGCUCAAGUGCUCCAUGUUGUCCCAGCACCUGGCCACCCGUGUCGUCUUCUGCAAAGGCAGGGAGGAGGUUUCGUCCCAGCGGGGUUCAGGGCGGAAGUACACCUACGUCUAUGACCAUGUGCUGUCUGGAGUCAGCUCUGGGAAUUACACCUGUGGGUAUGAGAUCAAGGACAGUGACAACCGGGUGACCAGAUCCCAGCUCAGCCCUGCCCAGCGCCUAAGCGUCACCGGUGAUGACUCCAGCAGCGGUGGUGUUGGGGAUCCCUCCCACCCAGAAGGGCCGGGUCUGAAGCUCCUGUUGGGAAUUACAAUCCCUUCUGUCUUGGUUCUGGCUGUCGUGGUUUAUCUGCUGGGAAAGAAAGUUGUGUCUCUACCAAGGGAUCAAAGGGAACGAGUCCAAUGUGACACCAGCAACACUCCCGAAGAUCAUAUUGAAUAUGCCUCGGUGAAUUGGCUGGGAAGCUCCAGGCAUCCAUCACCCCUGAGAGAAGAGACACCGACAUAUGCGACCAUCGCUCUGCAGCGGGACAGAUGUCAUUAAUGCUCCACUUGCUGAAAUGCAGGACUCGUCAGUGCGCAGCUGCAUCACAGUACCUCCAGGAGGGGCCGUGCAGCAAGGAAGUGGGGAACCUUCUCUGGGACCACAGCUGGACAAUGAAC
This is a messenger RNA of Trachemys scripta elegans, 785 nucleotides long. RefSeq lists its product as uncharacterized. NCBI's taxonomy places the organism in Eukaryota, Metazoa, Chordata, Testudines, Emydidae. The transcript is spliced from 7 exons. Bases 1 to 666 code for a protein of 221 amino acids. The record is from RefSeq and is a predicted model, not a curated record.